Messenger RNA from Nicotiana tabacum (common tobacco), 2471 nucleotides. The record is from RefSeq and is a predicted model, not a curated record. NCBI's taxonomy places the organism in Eukaryota, Viridiplantae, Streptophyta, Magnoliopsida, Solanales, Solanaceae.
CAGUGAAGAAGUUGAGGAGGUAGUGGAAGUUUCUAGAGCACAAGAAGGUUUGAUUCGGGUUUACGAAAGGGUAUUGCAGGUUGAAGGGAAUGAAGGUGGGGCAGUUGGGUGUAGAUUGCUCGCAAUUAAAAGUCAAAUUGGAGCUUUAAUGGGAAAAGGUGGCGCCAUUGUAGAUGGUAUAAGGAAAAGUACAGGUGCCAAAAUUAAGGUUUUGAAAAAAGACCAGCUUCCUGCUUGUGCUGUACCUGAAGAAGAGUUGAUUCAGAUAAUGGGUAGAACUUUGGCCGUAAAGAAAGCAUUGGUUCCCAUUUCUCGGCGUCUUCAAGUUUGCUUACCAGCUGACAGAACAACAGCCCACGUUACUUCGGAAGGCGCAGUCCGUGAACAGUCUGCGGACUUUCUUCUGGAUACCAAACCCUCGAUACCACCGUUGCAGAGAAAUGCCGUUAAUCAUUCUUCAGUAGUACAGUCAUUAUCAUCAGAUGUUGAUAGAGUUUUGAAUCUGGAUGCGGACAGUGCUCAAAGAAAAGUAGUCUUUAGAUUGCUUUGCUCUAAUGACGCUGCUGGAGGUGUGAUUGGCAAGGGUGGUAUUAUUGUCAAAGCUUUAGAGAAAGACACUGGAGCGUCUAUAAAGUUUUCCACUCCAAUUGCAGGGUCAAAAGACCGUGUUGCCACCAUAUCUUCGCUUGAAAGCCGGGAGCCAUUAUACUCACCAGCACAAGUUGCCACAGUUCGAGUGUUUGAAAGAUCUUUAGAAGCUAGCCGUGUACACAGACACAUACCUGGUGUGGGGAAGGGUGGUUCCAUAAGUGCAAGAAUCUUAGUUGGAUCGAGUGAAAUCAAAUGCCUAAUUGCUGAAUGGGAAAGAGUUUCAUCGGAAAUAGGUUUAUCGAGGGGGGUUGAAGUACAACUAUUGGGUGCAGAGCACGCUCCAAACUGUGCUGCAGAGAAUGAUAAAGUGGUACAGGUAAUGACGUAAACUACUACCUUGAUCUCUAUGACUCAAACUAUUGACAGUUCUGUCCUUCCUUAAUAUAUUUCAUGACCAUAAAAUAACUAAAUUUUGGUUCACCUCUAUGUUAACCAAUAACAAAAUGGGAAAAGAACAGACGAAAUAUCCGAUUAAAUCUCAACCACAACAAUCUCAAAUUGGAGAAUUAGGAAUAAGAAUUACUACCAAACCUGUUUCACUUGCAUUCUUGUAAGGGUGUUAUAGAAAAUAUGUUCAAAUCUUAGAUAUAUUACAGUUGGUUGAUUUUUAUGAGAAUCAGCAUAUACUGGCUUAAAUAAGGAAGUUGAGAUGACAAUUAAUUGCAUGUACUUGAUAUUUUAAGUCACUUAUGAAUCUCCAAUGGAGCUUUUACUUUUGCCAAAUUAUCAAAAGAAUUUAGGCUUUAGAUAUGGUGGAUUAACUUCAUACAACUAAAUUUUAAAUAUUCAUUAAAAUGUACCAAAUACAGUUUAAGCAUAUUCAUUAAAAUGUACCAAAUUUCGAAAAUAAAAUAAAAUUUAACAGAUGCAAUUUAAGUAUAUUCAUUAAAGUAUACCAAAUACAAUUGAAUUGUUUGCAAAUUCUUUUUUAUUUUGUUUAUGUACUUCAGGUAAUUCAGUUGUUGCAUAACCUACUUUUAAAUAAUCAACAUUGAAACAACCUAAGUUGCUUGGACUCUUCACUUUCGGUGCCGCACCUAUGUCGAUACAACGUGAAUGUGGGAUCCGUACAGAAUUUGGUCAACAGACUUUGGGUUCUUUGACCAAAAUUGACCGCGACAUUCGGGACAAAUACAAUGAUUUCUGAAAUCAAAACAAAAGAUAGGGUGUGAAAUUGAAGAAAAUGGAAUACCUUCUAUACAGAAAUUUUGAUGUCAGUAUCUCCUUCUCGGGUUCUCCUGUUGAUCAAUAUUUUCUCCUUCUCGUAAUACCUUGUAAUUUCUCCACAUAAUGUCUCUUAAUGUAGUCAUAUUUUUAUAAAUGUAUAGAUAUUUGGAUUAAUUUUUAGCUGAAUCGCCGCACCUGUAUCCGUAUCCCUGAAUCUUAAAAUUUGGAUCAUGAAAAAUCUAACCUCUAGAUUCGUUCUUGUAUCGGACACCUGCAGCCGAGUCUGUGCAACUUAGGAAACAACUAUACCUCAAGCCCAAGCUAGUUGCGUAGGUUAAACAGAAACCUACUAUUCAUUUGGCUCCAUUUGAACCCGUUCCAUUCAUUACUAGUUAAACAUUGGUUGUAGGACAUAUUACGUUUGAGGAGAAAUAUGGUUGAGAGAAUUUAACAUCGGUAGGGUGAUCAUGUUAAGAUUGUCUGCACUUGCUAGGAAGGAUAAAAUUUAUCAGGGAUUUACUGGCUUUCUUUUCUUUUUCAAGAAGGGCAUUAAAAAUCAUUUUGAGCUUCUAUUUAUUCUCUUUCAAUUUUCUUGCUUGUAUAGAUAACUAUUAGAGUUUUUCAAGCUUCUAUGGCAUGUCAUCUUGCCUCGA